Molecule: messenger RNA, 3029 nt
Organism: Ctenopharyngodon idella (grass carp)
Lineage: Eukaryota; Metazoa; Chordata; Actinopteri; Cypriniformes; Xenocyprididae
Gene: mgat1a
Product: alpha-1,3-mannosyl-glycoprotein 2-beta-N-acetylglucosaminyltransferase a
Exons: 3
Coding region: 1065-2408 (447 amino acids)
Biological process (GO): protein N-linked glycosylation
Cellular component (GO): Golgi apparatus
Molecular function (GO): alpha-1,3-mannosylglycoprotein 2-beta-N-acetylglucosaminyltransferase activity
Source: RefSeq, a predicted model, not a curated record
GUGUACAAAUACUACACUACACAAAAUGUCUUUUUUUCUACUAUCUUGAUUUUACAGGUCAACUCCAAAUCACAGGUGAUAUAUCCAGGUUUACAGUGACUGUGGGACGAUUCCAUGAUUUACAGAAGUCCACAAGUUUCGAUUUAUGUCUGGCACACAUAUGCUUUUCCAAUCGAGGAGGACACCUGUUUUCCACCUCUCGUUGCUCUUGUAAUAAGAUCCUCAGCAGAGACACUGCUUAUAAAUUUCGCAGGAUCAGCAUAAACACUAUGAGGCCCUACAGCCACGUAUAUCCAGAGGUCGAAACCUUACCUCUAACCUUUCACCGAUCACAAAGGAAAUGCGUUUUAUGCACACGUAUCUCUUCGUUAAGGUAAACACGGGAGGGGGAGGGACUUCCUAAAAAUGACGCUACCCGGAAGUCAAGUAUUCUUACAUUCUUGAGCAAAGCUUGAAGGGUAGACGAGAAUGAAGUUUACUGCUGUUUAAUUUAAGGAUUAUUCAACGUGUAAUCCACAACAGAUUCAGAUAAAUGACUUUGAGUAGUUGAAAUGGGACAUAAUCUUUAAAGCGACGGAAAUAUGAAUGUACUUGCAUACUAAAGAAGACGGGAAACAUGACAGAGUAUGAGCGCGCUUUGACUCAUGUAAGUCAGAUAUGUUGGCAUUUUUACGCAUCAUGGUGUUGCUUAAACUCAGCUCUCAUGGGUGAUAAACAGACCGGUUAGUCUCUUACUGUAGGCAGAUGUGGUUGAGAGAGUUCUGGAUGAUCUACAGGCUCUGCUGAAAUUCACUGUGUCACGUUGGACCGUAACACCUAUAUCAGAAUCCUGAAACCUGGAAUAUGUCUUAUUGUCAGCUUCGGUUGGUUUAAUGUUACAAAUUUAUUUUACUUUUGUGACAACUGACCGAAAAAUAUCAUGCAAAGCAUGUGAAAAAAAAUUCAAAGAUCCUCAAGACUCUUCUUGCCCAUCCAUCCAUCGAACCUUCCUGUUCUUAAUGCCCGCUUCAUAUCCUCAUCCAUUUCUUCCUUCCUGAAUCCUCUGUCCCAUCACGCAUCAGGCCAUGCUCCGCAAGAAAAGUUCUCUUGUCAUUUGUGGUGCUUUCAUAUUUUUAGCUUGGAAUGUCAUUCUUAUUUUUGUCUUCUUGAGACGCCCUUCCACUCAAGGGUUUCAGGACAGCCAUGGUGAACCUGGUAACGCUGGGGACGCAGCCGAAGGAGGCAAGUUUGGAAAUAUUAUGAAUGAAGUGAUGCGCGUAGCCGAUGCAUUUGAAGCUGAACUUGAUUCGCAGAGGAAGAUCCUAUUGCAAAUCCAGAACCAGUGGUCAGUUUGGGAGAACAAAGGCAGUGUAACAGCUGCUAAGCCAAAUUCAGCUCCGGUGGUCAUCCCUAUUUUAGUCAUUGCCUGCAAUCGUGUGACAGUGAAACGCUGUCUUGACAAACUCAUUGAGCUCCGACCUUCGGCCGAGCUCUACCCCAUCAUAGUGAGCCAGGACUGCGGACAUGCAGAAACGUCUGACGUGAUUGCUUCGUAUGGCAGUCAGCUCACCCAUAUCAAACAGCCUGAUCUUUCAGAUAUCUCAGUACCUUCACAGCAUAAGAAGUUCCAGGGUUACUACAAAAUCUCACGGCAUUAUCGUUGGGCACUCAGCCAGGUUUUCAACACCUUUUCGUACUCAACGGUUGUCGUUGUGGAGGAUGAUUUGGAGGUGGCCUCUGAUUUUUUUGAGUACUUCAGAUCGCUUCAUCCGAUUUUAAAAUCGGACCCAACUCUGUGGUGCGUGUCUGCCUGGAAUGAUAAUGGCAGGGAAGGAUUCGUAGACCCUGGAAAAGCGAGCUUGUUGUACAGGACGGAUUUUUUCCCAGGCUUGGGCUGGAUGCUCACAAAGGAUCUCUGGACAGAGCUUGAGCCAAAAUGGCCGGCCUCGUUUUGGGAUGACUGGAUGCGGCACCCCGAUCAGCGCAGAGACAGGUCCUGCAUCAGGCCGGAAAUUUCCAGAACUUUAACAUUCGGCAGGAAGGGUGUGAGUUUGGGGCAGUUUUAUGACAAGUACCUCCGCUUUAUUAAGCUCAAUAGCGAAUUUGUGCCUUUUACAAAAAUGGACCUGUCGUAUUUAGAAAAGAAGAAGUAUGAUGAGAACUUUGAGAAGGAGGUUUACAGUGCUUCGGUUGUCACCGUGGAGGACUUGCAGAGUGGGAAACUGUCUGGGUCUGGGCCAUUUCGGGUGCAGUAUUCUAGUCCUGACAGUUUUAAAACAUUGGCUCGCAAUCUUGGUGUAAUGGACGACCUGAAGUCAGGAGUCCCACGAGCUGGGUAUAGAGGUGUAGUUACUUUCCUUUUUCGUGGAAAGAGGGUCUAUUUAGCACCACCUGCUGGUUGGAGUCAAUAUGAUCCAAGCUGGAGUUGAGGUGGGCUGUGCCUGCCUCACAAGAUUUAUUUUUUAAGGUGCAAAGCACAUACAUAAAAAUUAUAUUGCAUGUUAUGCGUUACCAUCAUUCCCUUCACAGCAUUCAUGAGAUUAAUUGUCUUAAAAUUCCAUUGUGCUGCUUUAUGAUGGAAAAACUCCCAGAAGGGGUUUCAGGAUGAAUAUAAUAUGAUACCAAAGACAACAACGGAUUAAUUGAUCACUCAGACUUUUUUUUUUUUACUCAGGUUUCAUUAUUUUUAUGUAUAUUGUCAACUAGGAUUUAUUUGUUAACUUUGAUUAGUCACAUCAUUAAACUGAAAGAUUAAACUGAUAUCUUAUACUGUUCAGUUACACAGAUUUUCCACACAAAGUAUAUUUGUUUAGGAAAUAAAAAUGAGGUAAAUAUGAUUAAAAAAGUAACACUUAUUUUUUUAAAACUGUGAAUGCUACUCUAAGUGCCUAUAAAUGUAGGAUGUUUUGACUCACUUCCGUGUACUGUCUUUAUUAAAUCAUAUGUAUGGUUCAUAGCAUUGUGACUGGAAUAUGUUUUGAUUAUGUUUUGUGUUUUACUUAUAUACUGGGAUUUUUUUGAGAGGAAAAUAAAUGUUUUGUUAAAUUUAA